AUGGGUUGUUUCUCUUCUAGACAUAUUGAUCCACGAAUGAUUUCUGAACCUGUACCUAUUCCAUCUCAAUCUCACCAACCAUAUCCUUCAACAUACCAUCGCCAACGGCAUCAUGCCUACCCACCUUCCCCUGCUAGAUACGACCACGAUACACCACCUCAACUUCGUCCUUAUCAAUUCCCGACCCAAUCGUUCGAACCUAGAGGUCUGCCUCCAGGUCAUCCUUUCGCUAAUCCCUAUUCCAAAUAUAUGCCGUGA
Molecule: messenger RNA, 258 nt
Organism: Kwoniella botswanensis
Lineage: Eukaryota; Fungi; Basidiomycota; Tremellomycetes; Tremellales; Cryptococcaceae
Exons: 2
Coding region: 1-258 (85 amino acids)
Source: RefSeq, a predicted model, not a curated record